Messenger RNA from Medioppia subpectinata, 1590 nucleotides. NCBI's taxonomy places the organism in Eukaryota, Metazoa, Arthropoda, Arachnida, Sarcoptiformes, Oppiidae. The record is from the annotation of a GenBank genome assembly.
AUGGCACAUAAACUCGGUACAGGAUCGUUUGGCGACGUAUCCCGUGCGAGACACAAAUUAAUCAACCGAGAUUAUGCGAUUAAGAUGGUCAAAGUGAAAAAACCUGAUGAUAUUGACAAAUAUAUGCGCGAGCUAAAUUUAUGCAUUGAUAAUUUACGUAAUCUAAUCACGAUGAAAACCAAAAAAUACCCGCGUAAACAAUUUUUCAACAUAAACAAAUGGGAUUAUUUAAUAUCGUACUAUUUGUUUCUGGAAACGGCCGAGUGCGUUCACUAUUUGCACACUCACCAACCACCGAUCAUUCACCGGGAUCUCAAACCGAGCAAUAUACUAUUUACAUUUACUCAUGCGCCCGAAGUUUAUCGCCUGUCCCGCUAUACCACUGCUGUAGACAUCUAUAGUCUGGGUGUCAUUUGCGAAGAGAUAUUCAAUUUUGAUUCAUUAGGUGACGAACUGAUGGAGGAUAAGAGUUUUAAAUUGAAACAUUUUAUCUUGCAACUUACAACAACAAUGCCAUCUGAUAGGCCCAAUAUCAAGGAAACUUUGGAUAUGUUUCAUGAGUUGGCCAUUAAUGAUAACAUACUUGUUAAACAUGAAUUAUGUAGCGGCAAAAUUAUCAAGCUAGGUGAUUUUGGGCUUGACAACACUAAACUUGAACCCGUUGACUCCCAAUCGGUGGUGCAGUCUAUAUCUGGUGAUUGGGACCGAUUUAUGGCCCCCGAAGUAAAACAGGGCAGUACUUGGGAUACCAAAGCCGAUGUGUAUAGCGUUGCCAUAAAACGCAAUGCUAACGAUUUCGAAGAGAAAUCCGUUAACAAUGCUAUAAUUAAAAUGGAGAGUGAGUUAGACUUUUCAGUUUUUCAAAAUGGUAAAUUCAAACGAGUCUUUAGACUCGACAAUAUCGUGACCAUACCGGAAUUUGAAAACGAGCUUAAUGAUCGCUUACCAUAUUUGUACAUUCAAAUGGACUUAUGCUGGCUCUCGUUAAGUACACUUAUUAAACAAAUGCUUACCUACUUCAAUUCCGAGCCCAAACAUUUAUAUAAUCCAUUGGGCUAUUAUAUGGCAUCUGAGUUAAUGGUAGAAAUUGUGACCGCGGUGAAAAUAUUACACACUGGCAAACCGCCAAUAAUACACCGUGAUAUAAACUUGAACAAUGUUUUAAUAUUCCCUCAUACUAAACAUCCUGGUAAGUAUGUAAAAUUGUCGGAUUUUGGCCUGGCCGUUUACAAUGAUCCCCAGGCCAUGUCACAUACACAGAAUAAAGGCACUGAACGUUAUAUGGCACCUGAGGUGAGGGGUGGGCGCAGUUUGGGAAUGGUUGGCCAAGAUUUGUUCAAUUUUGAUAAUAACACAAUCGGGAGACUAAAUCCGGAUGACAUGUAUAAAACAAUUGAACACGUGAUCGGCAAUUGCUUGAAGGGUACGGCCAAUGAGAGACCCACUUGUGAACAGAUACUGGCCAUUAGCGAUCAAUGGGCUACCAGUUUCACCGAUGUUAGACACUUAAUCACCGGGGUCACCGAGUGCACAUAUAAUGACUGUGAUAAUUUUAUUCAGUACUUUCUAAGUGAAAAAUGCAAAUUAUAG